UGUAAUUUGUAAGGUUAUUACUUAAUUAAAAUAUAAAGUUAUUUAUUGGAAUUGAUCGUUAUUUUACGAAAUUUGUCGUUAUGAAAAAUGGGCCUAGAAGAAUGGCAAGAAAUAAUAGCUUUGACUGCAUCAAUAUCAACAAUAUUACAGUUUUUGACAGGAAUAAUGGUCUGUCAAAAGUUUGUAGAAAAAGGUUCGACUGGUAACACAUCAUGUUUUCCAUUUAUAUGUGGGUUUUUAUCUUGCAGUUUAUGGUUACGAUAUGGCUUUUUAAUAAAUGAAGAAUCGAUGAUUCUUGUAAAUACAAUUGGCGGAACAUUAUUCUUGGCUUAUUGUAUGACUUACUUAUUCUAUAGCAUAAAAAAAUCCGUAGUUGCACGUCAAAUAUUUGGAGUAUUAUGUAUAUUAAUAAUUUGUAUUGGUUACACAACGUUUAUUGAAGAAAAACAUGAAAUAGCAGUAUUCCGUAUGGGUGUAUUAUGUUGUACCACCACUGUGAUCUUUAUAGCGGCACCGUUGGCAACACUAAUGCAUGUGAUUAAAACGAAAAGUACAGAAUCUCUUCCAUUUCCAAUGAUUUUAUCAUCAUGUUUUGUAUCGUUACAAUGGUGGUUAUAUGGUAUCAUAUUAAACGAUAUAUUUGUACAGUUACCAAAUUUUCUAGGAUUUGCAUUAUCUAUCUUUCAAUUAGGCAUAUUUCUUUGUUAUCCCAGUACGCCAACAAAAACUGCUGGCUAUAACUUAGUUAGUCAUCAGUUUUAGUGAUAUCAGUGAUAUUGUCACGAUCACAUCCAGUUUCACAUGUUUGGGUUAGAGAUUAAUUUUAAGUUAAAUAUUAUCUGUGUUGCUCUCACAGCGAAAUAACUAGUAAUGAUUGUCUCGAAGCGUAGCAGAUAAAUCAGCUGCUCUAAUUAAAACCAAAAUCGCAAGGUUUUAUUAAACAAUAUUUUAUUUUAAAAUGAUUUGUGCCUAGUUCUAUGGAACUUGAAGUCUAAGAAAGAUUAUAUCUAUCGAUAGAAAAAAGAAUCGUAUAUGUUAGCUCGCAUUGAUACAUAAUAUUAAACGGAUGUGUUGUUUACAAUGUUGUAAACAUUGCACACCAUACAUACAUAUAAAUAAAAGAGUUUAAUGUAAAAUUUUGACGUGAAAAAACAAACGAUUCCGUAAUCUACACUGUCUAUACAUGGUAUUUCAACAAUUAACUCAGUCAGUUGUUUAUUUUUAACUUAAAAAUUAUUUUUAACCUUAGGUGAUAUUGGAUAAAUUUUAAUCAGUCAGAUCACAAUAUUAAAUAAUCAGUGUUCAUCUAGUAUGU
Chrysoperla carnea is the source of this 1315-nucleotide messenger RNA. RefSeq names its product sugar transporter SWEET1 (gene slv). Gene Ontology annotation, molecular function: sugar transmembrane transporter activity. Gene Ontology annotation, biological process: carbohydrate transport. The record is from RefSeq and is a predicted model, not a curated record. Lineage: Eukaryota; Metazoa; Arthropoda; Insecta; Neuroptera; Chrysopidae. Gene Ontology annotation, cellular component: membrane. Bases 88 to 762 code for a protein of 224 amino acids. The transcript is spliced from 3 exons.